Messenger RNA from Sungouiella intermedia, 2319 nucleotides. Lineage: Eukaryota; Fungi; Ascomycota; Pichiomycetes; Serinales; Metschnikowiaceae. The record is from the annotation of a GenBank genome assembly.
AUGCCCCCCGGCCCAGAAAAAAAGCCUGCUGCCAGUGGAAGGGGCCGUCCGCGGAACCCACCGACUGAGGCUAGUGCUGAAGUGCCAGAGAAGAAAAAACGGGGCCGCAAGCCUGGUCUGCUUAGCAAGAAGACCUUAGCGAAUCAAAAACGUCAGAAUUCCCGUAUGUUGAAGAAAGCGGCGGCACUACCGGAAGUUCAGAAGUUAGUGGUGCCUUCUACACCUGUUCUGGAUCCUCCUGCUAAUGUGCGUCCUCGCCAGAUCCUGGUGAUGCUGCUAUUGGCACUGCCAUUGCCAGCAGACUUGGGCCCGGUGCCUAAGAUGGAACCUGCGGAGACGGUGAAGCCUGAGAAAGCAGUUUCGCCAAGAUCGAGAUCAAGGCAUGCGCUGCCUGUGUUUGUGGAGCCGCAAUUAGCGGUGCCGAAACCUGGAUACCUGGGUUUCCCUCUCGAGGCACUUCCACCCAACAAAAGUAAACCCAAAUCCACUGGCCGUGGCCGAAAACCAAAGGACAAAGGAACGCCUUCACCUGAUCUGGCUGCUGAAGCGGCUGCUGCUGAAGCUGAGUCUAGCUACGCAUCUAAGCUUGAGACUGCCAGGCUGGACCAGCUCACAGAAGACUCCGAGUUGCGAACUCCAGUUCGCCCACUCGUGAAAAAACGUGGUAGACCACCAAAUAAGAACAAGAACAAGAGCGUUCCUUCGACACCAAAAAGCAUUAAACGGAAGAGUGAUGGUACGCCUGGUUCCAGAAACACUAAGCGUCUCAAAAUCACUCUGCCUAGAAAACCUUCACUCUCACUUGUACCCAACGAUGUUGAGCCACCGGCAGACGAAGAAGAUGCAUCCGAUAAUGAUGAUUACUGUGCCGCAUGCGGUGGAACAGGUAUAUUCAUUUGUUGUGACUCAUGUCCAAAGUCCUUCCAUUUACUAUGCUGUGAUCCCCCUAUUCGAGAGGUUCCGGAAGAUAACUGGAACUGUAAUGAUUGUCGUGCGGCACAAGGAAUGGAUGUGCGGCGACUGUGGAACGAGAUUGGCCUUUUUGGUCCACUUGUCAAUUCCCUCCAUGGCCGCAAUCCGUUUGAGUUCCGCUUACCCAAACGUCUCAGAGAUGGGACCUUCAUUAGUGUCAGCAGUGGUGACGGCCAUCAGUACACAGAUACGCUGUUGAAGCCAGAGUUAUCUUAUAGUAAGAUCAAUGGAGGCCAGCUUGUGGGUUAUAAUAAGAAUGAAGAUUUGGACAUCGAUGGGCUCUAUGACAAGGAUGGAAAGCCAUAUUUGUGCCAUCGCUGUCGAAAAUCUGGACUACAAAGACGGACUUUGGUUUCUUGUGACUACUGUCCUCUAAGAUGGCAUCUUGACUGCUUGGCCGAACCAUUGGCCCUGGCCAAAACAUUGGGACUCAAGUGGAGAUGUCCAAAUCAUGUUGAGUCGCUAUUGCCUCCCAAUUGGCUGGAACAUCGCAGCUUCAGAGAUACUACAGUCAUUGAUGCUGCAAUGCAUAGCCAUUUCUUACGGCUAAUGCAGACCAGUAAUUUUUUAAUCAAGCAUAAUGACCAGCCUUACCUUUCAGAUCACCGCCAGCCUUUGCUACAUGAAUAUCUACAGUAUCAAAAGGAAGAUUUUGUGUCUAAUAAGAUGGCAUUUGUUGAUGAAGCUGAAAAGGCAAAUUUCGAAGAGACUUCGGACAAUGAAGAUGAUUUGGAUCCGAAAUUUAAAGUCCCAGACUUCUUGCAAAACUAUGCAGUCGAUGGUCGGGUGGUUUCUAGAGGAUCACGUCGGUUAGGCAAGGUGCUCUUAAUGACCAAUGCCGACGACCCAGAGCAGAAACCGUUUAUAUAUAGAGUUCCGGAGCAGCAAGUUCUUCUUGAUUUUAUUUCCACGCGCAAUACUAAAAAUCAAAUUAUGAAGCAACUUCGCAGCUAUGAGGAAAAAGCGACUGAGGAAGAGGAGCAAGAUGCAACUGCUGUCGAGGUUUUGGAGCAGUUGCAAAAGACUCCAGUUGAGAAGGGGACGCCGCUUAAUUUGGAUGAGUUGGUCGCCGCUGCAAUGUCUACUUUAAGAUCAGAGACGGGUAUUACUUCAAACAUGAAGAGCGAUGGCAGUAUGAGUUCUGCCAACGUCUCACUGGAUUCUUCUAAUACUCGCGACCUUCCUCUGCAUUCGAAGUCUAAUGGGACCGUCAAGCCCAGUGGAGCUAAGCGCGGUAGGAAGCCUGGUGUCAAAGUAUCAAAGGAAGAGCUACAAGAACUUCGCCAGAUCAAGAAACUUUUGGAGAUCAAGGGAAAAGACGCGAUGCUUGCCUUCUUACUGUCCUAG